Lymnaea stagnalis (great pond snail) is the source of this 3723-nucleotide messenger RNA. Lineage: Eukaryota; Metazoa; Mollusca; Gastropoda; Lymnaeidae. The record is from the annotation of a GenBank genome assembly.
CGUAUGGAUACUUCUAAGAAAGAAGUAAAUGCCAAGGCCUACUUUACUAUUAUAAUCUUUCUACGCCAUUGGAGUAAAAACUAGCCAUAAAGUUUCAAUCGAAUUAAAUAAAAACAGGUAAUUAACAUUUUUGUUGUUGAAAAUCUUCAAAUUUAAUAACUUAAAAUUGUUGGGGCUUGGCACUUGGUUUGUUAGUUAGUACACUGGUGGACGUGGAUAUCUUUUUUUUUCAUGCCCUACCUAAGACCUACUAAAACUACGACUACGUCUAAGCGAAGUAGGCGUAGGCUACUAUUAUAAUUACUACUUACUAUGCCCCUGUCCAUGUUGAUUGAUGGAUGGCUAGGCCUACAAGUUACACAUUUACUAAGUUAUUUCUACUUAGACUAGGCACUACUCUACAGUGAUGACUGCUACUUGUUACUAAUGAAUAUUUAGUACUAUUUUUAUUAAAUAGAAUGUUGCCAGUUGCAAAUGAGUGAUUGCUCUGUCUCUCCCCCCCCCCCCCCCCCCCACCUUUCCAACUUACCACAAACCCCCCUGCCCCCCCCCCCCUUAGUGUUAAGUCACACCUAAAAAAAUUCAAAAAUACAUACAAUUUUCAUAACUAAACUAAGAUUUUAUUGUAUUCUUUAACAUUUUCCCAUAAUGGAUUAAGAUGUAGUAUUAGUAUUAUUGGUAAACUGUUACAACAGUGAAGUCCUCCCCGAGCAGAAUGUAAAAGUAAAUUGGCCACAACAGUUUUUCCAUCAUUUUUCAAUAUGCGCAGAAGGUGCGAGCAACUGAGUUUCACGGUACUUAAAUACCUGAAGCAAUUUGGACCUCAAAUUAAUGUUUUAAAAUUAAUUGAAUAAAGAUUUUUCAAAAUUAGAAAGUUUUAGAUUUAAGGAAAAGGAAUAAAUUUGUGAUGUCACAAAUUCUCAGCCCCCCCCCCCGCGAAGCGUGGCGUAGUUUGCGAUCGACCCCUAAUUGAUUUUGACUUUACUGCCCCUUUUGAGUGUAAUAAAUUGUGUCAAAAUGUAUUCAGUUCAGUGAAAUUAUACCGGUAUUGAAAACUGUAAGUUGGGUUUUCAUUUGUUUAUAUUUACUAUUUAUUUCCAAUAAUUUUUACGCCUUUUCAGAAUUUUAAGUGCUCAGUUUGUAGAUUUUAACCCCCAACUAAAUAUAUCCCUAAAUAUAUUCAAUAUUUUUUUAACAAUUUGUGGCUAAUGUCACAGGAUAGCAUGUAAAUACGAGUGGUGCUCAAAAUGGUGUCAAAUACUCAUACCUUACUAUUAUAAUAACUAUGCAAAUUUACCAAGACCAAAAAUUGAAUUCCAACAUCGAGGUUUUGUUUUUAAAAAAACAUCAAGCUCAGGAUGACAGCAAAUAAUAAAAACAUAAUAAUUUCAAAUUCUUUAUUAAAAUUCACUAUAAACACCAAAUAUUGCCAUCUAAUUGUCUGAAUACACUUGUCACUUGUAUUUUAUUGCAGGGAUGUUGUUUGAAUGGAAGUUAGUUUGAACAGAAGUUUGUUGGGAACAAAAUUUUUUAAACUGAGAUUUUUGUUUAAAAAGUUUUUUUAAGGGAAGGUGUGAGUAAUAAAUGUGGGAAAUUUAAACUUUUUAAUAAUAUUUAUUUUUAUCAGUAUUUUUACCAUUAUUUCUGUUCAAACAAUCCUCUGUUGGAAUAAACUUCCGUUUGAACAUCAUAUCUUUGUAAUAAUUGGUUUUGAAAAAAUUGGUAUCAUACAUGCCUGAUACUUUUAACUAUUAACUUACCAUAAUUAACUGACACCUAAUUCAAUUUUCUCGAAAUCUUUUUAAUAUUUUAAUUUUUUUUUUUGUUUUAAAGGAAGCAUGUCUAAAGUGAUGAAAGGAAAGUUAAAGGCUGAAGAUGAGCGAAGAAUUCGACAAAAUUUCGUUUACUUGAAGGAAGAAAUUGAUGGAAAACACAUAGUUGAUCAUUUAUAUCAAAGAAAUGUCAUUUCUUUAGAUGAUAAAGAAGAGAUUGAUAGUCAAAUAACCAGAAGUCAGAGAACUGAAAAGCUGUUGACGAUAUUGCUAAAUGCAGGGCCUGGAGCAGCCUAUCAAGUGUUUUAUGAUGCAUUGGAGGAACAGUACAAUCAUGUAGCUAAAGUCUUAAAAGAUACACCUAUGCAAGACCUUAAUGAAGCCAGAGAGGAAGAACUAUGUUAGUAAGUUUUUUUUUUCUCAUUUAAAUGGAAAAUAUGUUUGUUAAAAAAUUUUCCUCUUCUAUAAAUAUUAAAAACCACUUAGGCUCAUUUAUUGUUGUACUACGAUACUUGAACUAAGUUCAUUAUCAAACACUUUGACUGAAACUCUUUUGUAAUUUCUUUGAUAAAGAAUUUUAAGUUUGACAUAUAUUUACAAAUAAAAAAUAUCAUGAUCUUAGUGCAGAAUGAUUUAGAAAAUAAUAAUAAGUAUGAUAUUUUAUUUAUCAUUUUAAUAUAUUUAUUUAUAAAUAUUUAUAUUUUUUUUAUCUAUCCAUAGAUGAUUGGUUUGAUAAACUUCCAGAUAGUUUUAAGAAAUCUGAGACUACAGAUGCUGCUCUAAGCCGUCUGGCCACAUGUUUUGGAAAAAAUUGGGAAAGUUUAAUGCUCAUCUUAGGCCAUAAGCAACCUGUGAUUGAAAUUGAAAUGCAAAAUUGUGGCCAUAAUGGACGCCGCGCGAUCACAGGACUGCUUAUAAAAUGGCACCAGCGUCUUUCAUCACGUGCAACCUAUGAGGCCUUUAUUAUAAGUCUAAAGGCGGUGUUUGAGGUCAGCAUUGAUAAUGUUGGAUUAAGAAAAAUUAUUAUGUCUGAAUAUGAAGCAUAUAAAUCUACAGCUUCAACAGACGUCAAAGCUGUUGAGCAAUCUAGCAGUAGAUGAAAUAUAAAAUUAACUUUGAAUUUUACACUUUGUAUUUAAAAUGUAUGCAUUAUUUUAAUGAAAAUUUAUUACUGACAUUUUAUCAUUUAAUUUUAUUUUUAAUUAUAAACAGUGCCAUGGCAUAAGCUAUGAUGUGUGAUACAUAUUUGCUAUUAUAAAGCAGAAUAUUAGAUGUGCGAGUUUAACAAAUUAUUUUAAGUACAAAGUAUUUUUUUUUAAACAAUGUUAUUUUAAAACAUGUUAUCUGAUAAAAAUAUGUGUUAUAAGUGCCAUAAAAAUGUUGUUGUUUUUUUCAAUAAAAGAAAGAAGAAAAAAAAGAACAAACAUCUUGUCUAAAAUCCUUUAUUUGCAUUCAAAAAAAAUCAAUAUGUAUUCUGCCUUAGAGUUUAAUAUAAAGAUCCAUUUUGUUAUUUCUCAUAUUAAGUUUUUGCUUUAUUUAAGUAAUACUUAUAAUUAUAUAAAUUUGUAAUCUAUAAGUUUAAAAUGAUCAGUGUGAUGCUUGUUAGUUUUUGCAAUUUAAUUUAAUAUGAUGUACACAUUGUUUGUUACUACACUCAUUUUCUGAUGCUUUAUUUUUAAUAUAACAUGAAUCACCCAUAAUCAUUGUAAUGAAACUUAGAAUGUUAUUGGAUGAUUGGAUGUGUUGUUUUUUUUUUCUUUACCUGUGCCCUCAGAAUAAACCUAACAUGACUUUAAUGAAGAUUAAAUUUAUUGUUUGCAUUCUAAAGGCAUUUUCUACUUUAUCAUCUCUUUAUAUCUGCUACCGGUACUUCUGAAAAUAUUUAGUAGAGAAAUAGAGUAAAAUAAACAUCAUGUAAUUGUCACUGUUGGGGUCAUAGGUUGGUUCUACU